AUGACCGAUCAAUGCGCUGCCAUAGCUGCUGCUAUUUCCCAAGUUUUUCCAACCUCAAGACAUCACCUAUGUAUAUGGCAUAUCGGUGAGAAUUCAAAGAAGCACAUCAAGGGACUAAGAAAUCAAAAAGAUUUUCUAGACAUAUUCAAUUGUCUGUUGAAACAUACCGAUACAGAGGCAGAGUUUGAGCUUUACUGGACAAGAGAAAAAUGGUGCCCUGCAUUUAACAAAGAUUAUUUUUCUGGUGGUAUUUUAUCUUCACAAAGGAGUGAAACCACAAAUCACUCUAUUUCUAGAAGGUUAUCCAAGACUGCUGGGCUAUGUGAUUUCUAUAGCUCCUUUGUUGGUGUUGUUUCGGAGUGGAGGAGUAGAGAGAACGGGGAAGAUGUCCGGUGUUCCCAAGGUGUACCUACAAUGGCUAUGGAUCACAUUAAGAUUCUUUCACACGCUAGGGAUAUUUAUACGAUUGAGAUAUAUUACUUGUUCGAAGAGCAGUUUUUGAAAGGGGCAUCAUGCUAUCAAGAGUGUGUUCAAUUUGAAGGUGGUGUGUAUAAGUAUCACUUCUGGAGGCCGGAGGUUGAUAUUAUUAGGCAUGAAGUGAUUUUUAACGUUAGAGAGUUAGAUAUUUGGUGCAGUUGCAAGCUGUUCACUGAAACCGGGAUCUUAUGUUGUCACUGUUUACGCAUUUUAAACGUGCAUUGUGUGUCUGAAGUUCCAAAUAAAUAUAUUCUGAAGAGAUGGACUAAAAGAGUUUUGGAAGACGAGAAUGCUGAGAUCACUAGGAAAUUUCAGAAGUUGGUUGUUUAUUGCCAAGAAAACAGCGAAGCACGCAAAAUUUUUGAGCAAGCAGUGUUAGAUGCCAAGAGAAAAGUUGAAGAUGAGUAUGGCCCUAUUUUCUUCGAAGGUGAAGAUUGUGAUGUGGAAUCGUCGAGCGGUGUUAUAAAGGAUCCAUCAAACAUGCGGUUGAAAGGGUUACGCAAUAGGAGGGUGACUAGUGUGAUUGAAAAGAAAUACAAGAAAGCAAGGGGUCGAAAGCAGCUUGCUCAUAUAGCUGUAUCUAAAACAAAAUCGGUGGGGCAGUCUCAAGUUGAAGAUGCUAUUUCUAAUAUUGCUGGUAAUGGAUAUCUGGUGCAUCCAAUGUCUGGAGGUUCAACUUUUUGUCAUUUUAGGUCAAAUGCAAAUCAAGAGGACAAUCAGAGUGUGUCUUAA
Messenger RNA from Ipomoea triloba (trilobed morning glory), 1209 nucleotides. RefSeq names its product protein FAR1-RELATED SEQUENCE 7-like. Lineage: Eukaryota; Viridiplantae; Streptophyta; Magnoliopsida; Solanales; Convolvulaceae. Bases 1 to 1209 code for a protein of 402 amino acids. Gene Ontology annotation, molecular function: zinc ion binding. Gene Ontology annotation, biological process: regulation of DNA-templated transcription. The record is from RefSeq and is a predicted model, not a curated record. The transcript is spliced from 3 exons.